This is a messenger RNA of Coprinopsis cinerea okayama7#130, 465 nucleotides long. Its product is annotated as thioesterase. The coding region runs from base 1 to 465 and encodes 154 amino acids. Gene Ontology annotation, cellular component: mitochondrion. The record is from RefSeq and is a predicted model, not a curated record. Lineage: Eukaryota; Fungi; Basidiomycota; Agaricomycetes; Agaricales; Psathyrellaceae. Gene Ontology annotation, molecular function: fatty acyl-CoA hydrolase activity. The transcript has 3 exons.
AUGUCCGACCUCAAGAAUCGAAAACGCUCAGACUAUGGUUACUUUCUCUCCUAUAGAACUCGAUGGAGUGACAAUGACCAGUAUUCGCAUAUGAACAAUUCCAUCUACUAUCACCUAUUUGACUCCAUCGUGAACACCUAUCUCAUCGAGCAUUGCGGUCAGAACCCCAAAGAAUCGCCGCUCAUUGGACUAGUGGUAUCUUCAUACGCCCAGUUCUUCUCUCCGGUGGGCUUCCCCCAGGUUCUAGACCUUGGCUUGCGGGUCAACAAGCUGGGAAGCAGUUCUGUGACGUAUGAAGUCGGCGUUUUCGAGCAAGGGAAGGAUUCGCCUGCGGCCGUUGGUGGAUAUACACAUGUUUUCGUUGGAAGCGAAUCGAGGAAGAGCACACCGAUGGCCAAGACGACGCGAGAAGGGCUCGAGAAGCUGUCCAUUCUUCCCAACGUAGGCCAGAAGGCAAAGCUGUAG